AUGCGUGUCUUUGCUCUUUUGCCGUCCUCGCUGACGGUUCUUCUCGUCGCUUGUUUGCUUUCCGGCAAUGUCGAGGCAGGGAGAAGAGUCUGGAGCAGGAAGCCGGCCUUUGUCCUCAGCCGCGGCUCAAGGUCGGGCCCUCGGCUCGGCUCUAGGUCCGGUUACGGGGUCAAGCUCGGCAGGAGUGGCAAUUUGAUGAUCAAGAUGGGCUCAGCGACCAUCGACACGCCUGGCGGUCAAGUCACCUGGGAUGAUGUCUCCUCCGAACCUAUCGUCAUGUUUUCCCGGGCGGCCGGAAACCAGACAUACCUCUCCAUGGCCCUGGAGCUAUCCCUCAACAUGACGUCUUCCGACCCCCUUACUGUCUUGUCAUCGUCCACGGUCUACCUCUCGUGGCUACAAACAGGGAUGCAAGCGGCCUCCUCCCAGAGCCCAAUCAUGGCGUCCGAGGUCAAUCCCGUCGUCCCCUUCAAGUUGGACGGUCAAGAUAGCAAUCAGCCCAAAGUGUUGAUGACGCUCCUCUACCUCCAGCCGCAUCCCCUCAUCGUCACAGACAGUUUCAUGCAGGCGUUCGACAGCAUGCGGACAGACUCUUCGAAACGCCAAAACUUCGAUUUUCAAGCCUUUUGCAACAGUUCAUCGAUCACGAAUCUACAGGCGGCCACCUGGAUGGUGGUCAAUGGGACUUCGGCCGAAGGCGGCGGCAGCAUAGGAGGCGGAGAAACGGUUACCCAAACGGUGCAAGUCACGAUGAAUCCAAGCAACACUGGAGAUAGCGGCCAGCAGGUCACCUCGAUGGUCACCAUGGACGCCUCCGGCUCUCCGACGGUCUUCACCACGGCCAUGGUAUCCUCCGACUGUGGCUGCGCCGACGAGAGCCAGGAAACUGUACCAAUGAUGUCCACCACGGACGCGGCCGGCUCCUCGACGACAAUGGUAACCACCACGCCGGGCAUGCUCCCGCCACCGGCCGCCUCCGACAGCACCAGUGCCACAGCAUCAUCGUCUUCUUCUUCUUCUUCAUUAUCAUCAUCGGACAACGGCACCCCCACAACCGUCGAGGAUAUGACCACCACCGACAUGCUCAUGUCGACCGUCACCUCCGCGCCGACGAACACGAUGGGCGGGUCGUCUGAGUAUUGCAAUGGACAGGGCGGCAGUGUGGUGACUGUCAUGUCUACGGUGACGGUUACUGUGGCUGAUAUGACGGUCGGUACUUCCUCGCUUGACAGUACAGGCAUGGGGGGUGGAGGAAUGGGAGAGGCCACUUCGACACAAAUAGGCGACGCGACCUCAACCAUGACUUCAUCGGAGGGCAGCAGCACCCCCUGCGAUGUAUGUGCUGGCCUCGGAAGCAGUACCGGAAUGGGCGAUGAGACUGGCAGCGCGUUAUCCACCUCUUCCACCACAACCGCAGCGCCAAGCGACAGCCCUUCUCCAUCUUGUGAUGUUUGUGCCGGCAUGGGGGCUACUAGCAUGGCAUCCGACAUCACAACCCAAACCGGCGGAGACUCUGGCGCGGCGUCUCCUACCGCGACCUCAGCAUCAAGCAGCAGCACUCCUUGCGACAUCUGCGCCGGCGCGGGGGCCACUAGCAUGGCCUCCGGCACUCCGAGCGGAAUGGACGGCGAGACCAGCGUCCCGCCAACGUCAACUUCUGGUGCAGGUAGCUCGUCAACUGGUGAUGGCGCUUCCGAAGGCAGCCCGUCCCCCACAGCCACUUCCGACACUGGCAUUGCUUCCGGCACUGGCACCCCAUCCAGCACCGGGGCACCAUCCAGCUCCGGGACACCAUCCGGCACUGGAACGCCAUCCAGCACUGGGACACCAUCCGACACUGCGACCAGCACUGGCGGCCAGACUGGCAGCACGUCGACUACGUCAACUUCCAAUUCUACUGGGACUGCGCAGACUAGUAACGGUGCUUCCGACAGUGGCGCGUCGUCCACUACCACCACCACAGGGCCGGUCACAUCGGAGACGCCCACAACCACGGCUGCCGCUGACGGCGCUGGCACCACCCUCACCAGGCUGACGGUGCUCUUUCCCAUAUCGGCUUCGUCAAAUGACACGGCGUCUGGGACGGCGACAGCGACGGCGACGAACCCGCCUGUAGCUGCCGGGGCCGUGACCGACACCGGCACCGGCACCAGCACCAGCACCGGCGGGCUUCCGGCGCCCAGCUCCGGCGCCGUCCCCAUUGUCGUCGCUAAAGAAACACCUUUUCUACUUGGCUGCAUAAUACUCAUUUCCUUUGUAUUCGUGGCAUAA
Messenger RNA from Thermothielavioides terrestris NRRL 8126, 2271 nucleotides. RefSeq lists its product as uncharacterized. Lineage: Eukaryota; Fungi; Ascomycota; Sordariomycetes; Sordariales; Chaetomiaceae. The coding region runs from base 1 to 2271 and encodes 756 amino acids. The record is from RefSeq and is a predicted model, not a curated record. The transcript is spliced from 2 exons.